This is a messenger RNA of Astrephomene gubernaculifera, 1019 nucleotides long. Lineage: Eukaryota; Viridiplantae; Chlorophyta; Chlorophyceae; Chlamydomonadales; Astrephomenaceae. The record is from the annotation of a GenBank genome assembly.
CAACCCAGCUCGUAGGGUAAUGUACAUACGCCACUCCUGGCUAUGACGGUUCGUUUCAACUGCCCUGCCCUUACAAAGUUCACGUUGUCUACAGUGCUAUGCCGAUAUGGUGCCUGUACCUAAAGAACUUCAAUAAUUCUGAGUUAUUGCCGUUCUACUAGUUGCAAUAGCUAUUAUUAAGCCCAAUUAACUGCAGCAUAUAUCCUUGCUUAGCCUCACAACAAGUGUACUAUGGAGAGCUUAAGCGAGCAUGAGGCAAUGCGUGUCCUUCAGGCUGCGGCAGCGCUGGACGCUAUAACACGCGUGAAUGGGACCCGCAAUGGUGCCAUUGCACCUAGCUGGCCACCUCCUGCGUCCACACAACAACAGCAACAACAGCCGCAGACAGGUUUUCCUGACCUGCCAAGUUCGGCAUCCCAGGGCCUGGGUGAAGACGGGUACGGCGAUUUGGCUGAGACGGAAAGCGGACAGCAGAAACGGCAAGGCGACCUUGAUAGCUGGUUGGAUGUGUUUCGUGCCACUGCCACCAGCGUGCGCAACGCCUGGCGCCAAACCGAGGCGCCGCUCAGCUUUGAGUCGCUCGCAUUCGGAUGGCUGGCCCUAGCUCGCAAGCACGAGCCGCUGCCCUGCGUGCCCCCCGCUGCGGCCGGGGAGGAGGUGACGGACGCUUCCAGUCUGCCCCCCGGUUGGCUCUCGGAGGCUCAGUGGGCGCUGGCGGCCUACAUGACCUCCUGCCCAGGGGGAGGGGGAGGCGGGGCGGCGGCGUCGGGGGAGGAGCAGCUGAGGAGUUUGCUGGGGCUGCAGCCCGAGGACCUGCUCGUCUACCGCCCCACCCCAAGCGGCUGGCGCCCCGCCUUCUUCAUCGCCGUACACCACCCCUCCCGCACCGUACGGGUUGUCGUACGCGGCAGCAGCAGCCUGCGCGACCUGCUGACUAGCCUGGCGGGGCACUGCAGCCCGCUGCCGGCGGGCGUGAUGGGGGGCGGCUACGCUCACCACGGUAUCCUCUCCGCCGCCAC